UCCUGACGUCACCCGGAAGAGGGGGACGGACGGGGGAACCAAGAUGGCGUUGCUACGCUGUAGGCGAGACCCGUGUGGAUUUAUAUGUCUCAUACUAACUUAUUUCAGCGUCUUUUACGCCGAUUACGUGGUGAUUCAGUAUGUCCUCAUCCCUGCCUACUCGGGAAGUGUGUGGUGUACACUACAUGGGUCGGUGUUUAACUUGAUUCUACUACUGCUGCUGGCCUGUCACUCCAAAGCUGUCUUCUCAGACCCAGGUAUGGUUCCCCUACCAGAGACGGCUAUCGACUUCUCUGACCUGAGGUCCCAGAAUUCACACAUGAAUGAGAGGGGUUGUGAGGGCUGGACUGUUUGUAGUCGUUGUGAGACCUACCGCCCCCCCAGAGCUCACCACUGUAGAGUAUGUCAGCGAUGCAUACGACGCAUGGACCAUCACUGUCCCUGGAUCAAUAACUGUGUUGGAGAGUUGAACCAGAAGUACUUCAUCCAGUUUCUCUUCUACACAGGUAUGGCCAGUCUCUACUCCAUGGCUCUGGUGGUGUCAGCCUGGGUGUGGAGAAUACGGAGCGAGAGAGACGGGGAAGGAGAGAAGGAAGGAGAGGAGUCUCCCAGCAAACACCUGAUUGUAGCUCACUACAUCAUUCUCCUGGUUGAGUCGGUGUUGUUUGGAGUGUUCGUCAUGGUCAUCUUCUACGACCAGUUGGUGUCCAUUAUAACAGAUGAAACUCCUAUAGAACAUUUGAGGAACAGACUGAUGAAAGACAGAACAUCGAUCACCAGCAGCACCUCUGAGCCACCGACACACAUCCCACACACACGCAAGCCCAAACUAGCCCUGCUCAGAGAGGUCUUCGGGAGAGGGUCGGUGUUCUGUUGGCUGUUCCCUCUACAUUCCAGUCCCCCCCCCUGUCUCUCAGGGUCGGUGUUCUGUUGGCUGUUCCCUCUACAUUCCAGUCCCCCUACAGUCGGUGGAAUCAGCUACUCGGCUGUUCCGGAUUAUGAUGUGUAACGUUCCCGCAACCUUCAAACAACAUUCUGUGACGACAGCGUUUUAACAUUCCUUCAACGUUGUGGUUACGUUACGGUCAUCAUGUCAUUAGGGCUGUCAAAUGGUUCAUUGAAUUCGUGGCGUUAGUUAAUCGCAAUUCGUCACAAUGUUUGAUACACACACACAUCUUCUCUCACACACUCACAUACUCUCUCUCUCUCUCUCUCACACACACACAUGCUCUCUCUCUCUCACACACACACACACACACACACACACACACACACACACACACACACACACACACACACACACACACACACACACACACACACACACUCACAUACUCUCUCUCUCACACACACACACACUCACAUACUCUCUCUCUCUCUCUCACACACACACAUGCUCUCUCUCACACACACACACACACACACUCACAUACUCUCUCUCUCUCUCUCUCUCUCACACACACACAUUCUCUCUCUCACACACACACACACACACACACACACACACACACACACACACACACACACACUCUCUCACACACACACACACACACACACACACUCUCUCUCUCUCACACACACACACACACACACAUCCUCUCUCACACACACACACACACACACAUCCUCUCUCUCUCUCACACACACCAUAUCCUUCCUUUUCAGUUCUGCCUGUGCGUAGCCUAGUUCGUGGUCAGGUUAUCAGGUUUCCAUCCCGUUAGGUAACAUGACUAGCUAGCUAAACAAUGUUUAUUAUCAAAACAAACAACGAGUUUAAAAACGGCCGGCGACAUGCACACGAAUUCCUCGAAGAGAAAGAAAAUGCUCCGACAUGAUUUUUGUCUCGCGGUCUAAAGUGAUGUAGUGGCUGUGUUGCGUUUUUAAAAAGGUUCCGGUCAGUGUUAGAAAUGGAGAUACGAUAUGUUAUGAAACGCGUUAACCCUCGACAGCCCUAAAUAUAGUAUACAGGUUAAUAUCAUAGGUUACUGAAAUGUUUGGUUAACUAACAUUCCCACAACUUUAGGGGAUCAUGGUAACCUUUUCAAAAAAAAGAAUGUUCCUUCAACGUUGUGGAUUCAGGUCACUGAACGGGGUUACAUUGAAGUUUUGGUUACUGCAGUUUUACGUGAAGGUUAGGGUUAGAUGUUAGGGUUAGAUGUUGAGGGAAGGUUAGGGUUAGAUGUUAGGGUUAGAUGUUGAGGGAAGGUUAGGGUUGAGGGAAUAUUAGGGUUGAUGGAAGGUUAGUUUUAGAUGUUGAGGGAAGGUUAGGGCUGAGGGAAGGUUAGGGCUGAGGGAAGGUUAGGGUUGAGGGAAGGUUAGAUGUUGAGAGAAGGUUAGAUGUUGAGGGAAGGUUAGAUGUUGAGGGAAGGUUAGAUGUUGAGAGAAGGUUAGGGUUGAGAGAAGGUUAGGGUUGAGGGAAGGUUAGAUGUUGAGAGAAGGUUAGGGUUGAGAGAAGGUUAGGGUUGAGGGAAGGUUAGAUGUUGAGGGAAGGUUAGAUGUUGAGGGAAGGUUAGAUGUUGAGGGAAGGUUAGAUGUUGAGGGAAGGUUAGAUGUUGAGGGAAGGUUAGGGUUGAGGGAAGGUUAGGGUUGAGGGAAGGUUAGGGUUGAGGGAAGGUUAGGGUUGAGGGAAGGUUAGGGUUGAGGGAAGGUUAGGGUUGAGGGAAGGUUAGGGUUGAGAGAAGGUUAGAUGUUGAGGGAAGGUUAGGGUUGAGAGAAGGUUAGGGUCGAGAGAAGGUUAGGGCUGAGAGAAGGUUAGGGCUGAGAGAAGGUUAGGGUUGAGAGAAGGUUAGGGCUGAGAGAAGGUUAGGGUUGAGGGAGGGUUAGGGUUAAUGUUAGGGUUAGAUGUUGAGGGAAGGUUAGGGUUAGAUGUUGAGGGAAGGUUAGGGUUGAGGGAAGGUUAGGGUUAGAUGUUGAGGGAAGGUUAGUUUUAGAUGUUGAGGGAAGGUUAGGGUUAGAUGUUGAGGGAAGGUUAGGGUUAGAUGUUGAGGGAAGGUUAGGGUUAGAUGUUGAGGGAAGGUUAGGGUUAGAUGUUGAGGGAAGGUUAGGGUUAGAUGUUGAGGGAAGGUUAGGGUUAGAUGUUGAGGGAAGGUUAGGGUUAGAUGUUGAGGGAAGGUUAGGGUUAGAUGUUGAGGGAAGGUUAGGGUUAGAUGUUGAGGGAAGGUUAGGGUUGAUAGAAGGUUAGGGUUAGAUGUUGAGGGAAGGUUAGGGUUGAUGGAAGGUUAGGGUUAGAUGUUGAGGGAAGGUUAGGGUUACCCCUACA
Molecule: messenger RNA, 3259 nt
Organism: Oncorhynchus keta (chum salmon)
Lineage: Eukaryota; Metazoa; Chordata; Actinopteri; Salmoniformes; Salmonidae
Product: zf-DHHC domain-containing protein
Exons: 13
Coding region: 44-1009 (321 amino acids)
Molecular function (GO): palmitoyltransferase activity
Source: RefSeq, a predicted model, not a curated record